UGUCCGCCUCUCUCAAGUCUCACCUCACUCGUUUAUUUCCCGAAAUAAAUUAACGAAGAAAGAAGAUUUCAGACUCUCUUCUUUCUUUCACUCGCUGUUCAUUAUUUACUUUCAGUUUCCAAACAGUGUCGGAGAGUAUUAGCUGACGGUACAAUGGAUUUUGAUGAAUAUGAUUACUUGGAAAAAAUGGUGGAAAAUCCAGAGGCAACAAAUGCAGAGAAAACACCAAAUGGUGGUGAAGUAACUGGUAAAAAUGAAGAUAAAGAACGAAGGCAGAGCUCUAGACAUAGAAGUGAGAAGGACAGUGAUGAUCGUAGGUCAAAACGUGCAAAACCGGGUGAGGAGUUGCGUGACCGUGAGAAAGAAAGGGGCCCAUCGCACCAUCGUUCGUCUCCAAAAGAUGGGGAUAGAAGUGAUAGAGAAAGACAAAGGAGUAGCCGUGAAACCAGAGAGAGGGAAAAGGACAAGGGAAGGGACAGGGAAAAAGACAAGGACAGGGGCAGGGAGGAGAAGAAUGGCAAGGGUAGAGAUAAAGAUAGAGAAAGAGAUAGAGACAAAGAAAGAGACAGAGGCACGGACAGGGAGAGGGAUCGUGUGAGAGGACGGAGGGAACAUGGACGUGAACAUGAGAAAGAGAGGGAGGAUAAAGAACAAGAAAAAGAACCUGAGAGGCCACAUCGUAGUGGUAGCAGGUCAGAAAGGCAUAGAAAUGAACAAGACAGGGAAAAGAGUCGGGAUAGGGAAAAGAGUCGGGAUAGUGAAAAGAGCCGGGACAGAGAAAAGAGUCGGGAAAGGGAGAAGAGUCGUGAUAGGGAGCUUAAAGAUAGAGAAAAAGAAAGGGAAACUAGAGAACCUGAUCGAGAAAGCAGGCGUUAUAAAGACAAAAAGGAAGGAGGGGCAGAACCAGAGGUAGAUCCAGAACGAGAUCAGCGCACUGUCUUUGCAUAUCAGAUAUCUCUGAAGGCUGAUGAAAGAGAUGUUUACGAGUUCUUCUCGAGGGCUGGCAAGGUUCGAGAUGUACGUCUUAUUAUGGAUCGUAACUCGAGACGCUCAAAGGGGGUUGGGUACAUCGAAUUUUAUGAUUCAAUGUCUGUCCCAAUGGCAAUUGCACUGUCCGGUCAGCUUCUCCUUGGUAACCCGGUGAUGGUUAAACCAUCUGAAGCCGAAAAGAAUCUUGUGCAAUCCACUGCAACUGCUGGUGCUGCAGGUGGUACAGGUGCAUAUGCAGGAGGGGCAAGAAAAUUGUAUGUUGGCAAUCUGCAUUACAAUAUGAAGGAGGAUCAGCUUCGUCAGGUUUUCGAAUCAUUUGGUACAGUAGAGCUGGUGCAGUUACCUACUGAUGAGACUGGGAAUUGUAAAGGUUUUGGUUUUAUUCAGUUUGCUCGGCUUGAAGAUGCGAGGGCUGCACAGAGUUUGAAUGGGCAGUUGGAGAUUGCAGGGCGAAUGAUGAAGGUGUCCGCAAUUACUGAUCAAUCUGGAAUGCAAGAAAUGGGUGUUAAUCCUGGUGAUUUUGAUGAUGAUGAUGGGGGUGGCUUGUCUUUGAAUGCACGUUCUCGAGCACUUCUCAUGCAGAAAUUGGACCGAAGUGGAACCACAACAAGUGUUGUUGGAUCUAUGGGCAUGCCAACCACCAAUGGUAUGGGUUUACCACUACCACCGCCACCACCUGGAGCUGUUCUUUUUCCUGGUGCUAAUCUUCCUGUUCCACCUGUUACUGUUCCAUCCAUAGAGAGUAUUGGUGCCCCUAGCGAAUGUUUAUUGUUGAAAAACAUGUUUGAUUCUGAGUUGGAGGAUGAGCCAGAUUUUGAUGUAGAUAUCAAGGAAGAUGUUCAAUCAGAAUGCUCAAACUUUGGAAAGCUAAGGCAUAUUCACGUUGAGAAAAACAGUGCCGGAUUUGUGUAUUUGCGUUUUGAGAACACUCAGUUUGCAGUAGCUGCCCAACGUGCACUUCAUGGGAGAUGGUUUGCUGGAAAGAUGAUCACUGCCACAUUUAUGCUGCCAAAUGAUUACGCAGCCAAAUUUCCAGACAGCUCAUAGAUGGGUGGAUGUUUGUAAGCUUCAGACACAACUGCCUCAAAACGACAAGUCCAUGUGUCCAAACAGCAUGCAAAGAAAAAUGUGGUUGUUGAAUGAAAGUUUUAGCAGAUUUUGGUUGUACUUUCAGAUGACUUUCUGAAGUGUGUAAAAGAACAAAGUUUGAUACUUAUCAACUGCAGGCGUUUGUGUUUGUCAUCAUUUUAAGGAAACCCUUGGAUAUACCAUGACUUUAAUACAUGUAGUAUGAUUUCUUGAUACAGUUCGAAUUGAUUGAGGUUAGAAAUUUAUCAAUACUACAUUAUAAAAGCAUUAUAAAGCAUUUGAUCUAUUAUUCA
This is a messenger RNA of Erigeron canadensis, 2372 nucleotides long. RefSeq names its product RNA-binding protein 39-like. The record is from RefSeq and is a predicted model, not a curated record. The transcript is spliced from 14 exons. Gene Ontology annotation, cellular component: nucleus. Gene Ontology annotation, molecular function: RNA binding. Bases 154 to 2037 code for a protein of 627 amino acids. Gene Ontology annotation, biological process: mRNA processing. NCBI's taxonomy places the organism in Eukaryota, Viridiplantae, Streptophyta, Magnoliopsida, Asterales, Asteraceae.